Messenger RNA from Drosophila ananassae, 736 nucleotides. RefSeq names its product protein UXT homolog (gene Uxt). The transcript is spliced from 2 exons. Gene Ontology annotation, biological process: regulation of transcription by RNA polymerase II. Gene Ontology annotation, molecular function: transcription corepressor activity. Lineage: Eukaryota; Metazoa; Arthropoda; Insecta; Diptera; Drosophilidae. Bases 124 to 594 code for a protein of 156 amino acids. The record is from RefSeq and is a predicted model, not a curated record.
GGCGCUUAACAGACCGAUAACAACUAACAGUAUCUUGAGCAGUGUUGGUAAACAUAACAGACGGGUUUCAAAUCAGCUGUGUUUUGUUUAUUCUUGCAGCAAGCUUUUUACUAAGCUAACGAAAUGCCGGACAAAACCCAAAAAAUAAUUGAUCAAGAUGCCAACCAGGCGCGCAUCACCCAAAUCGAGGAAUUCAUUAACGAAGUCCUGAAAGAGGAUCUCCGUCAAUUGGAAAAGUACAUUGGUCAGUACAAUGAAGAGAUUAUGGAGUAUGUCCAGCUAAAGAACACUCUGCAGACCUUUGAGACACAUCUGCCCGAAGGGUACAAGACUCAGGUGAACAUCGGAAGUAAUAUUUUCAUGCAGGCCCGCGUAAACCAAAUGGAUCGCAUCCUGGUGAACAUUGGCAAGGAUGUGUACCUGGAAAUGAGUCUGCCGGAGGCGGAGAAGUUCAGCGAUGUUCUUGUCAAGAUUCUCACCAAACAGUCGGAUGUUUUGCGGGAGGAGAGUGUCCGGAAGAGGGCCCAAAUCAAAAUGGCCCUGAUUGCCAUCAGCGAAAGAGCCAAGCUUAUUCAACCCGAGGUUACCAACUAGAACUAGAGAUAGUUCUUAUUCCUAAUUCAACUCUAUCCUCAUCUUAUUGUACAGGACAGGCUUAAGAUAUUCCUAUAACUUACUUAUAAAUAAAAGCAUUGUAAACCUUUCCCAUAGAUACUGCUAAAAGCCUCUUACACAA